AUGACAAAAUCGGUAACUCAGGCCAUCUACACAGCGAUGGGGGCGAUGUCAGAUAACCUGACCCAAUCCAUCAGCAACGCCAUCUUGGCGUCUAGCCACAACCCCAGUGUCCUCCGCCCCAAGGCCCAAGACGACAAGCCUGCACCCCUCAGCGGACGCAAGGCUACAGAAAAGACCCAUCAUAUGGGCAAGCAAACCUCCAAAACGAGUAUGAUGGACAGGUUGCGUCCUGUCACUAAUGAGGACGUGGGGCCCCCACAUAAGCGAGCCUCCCGCUGGGCAAAAACGGUGAGGGCAUGGAAAUGGGCAAAAGCCCGGACAGAAAUAUCCGACUCUGAUUUGGACCAGGUGGAGGUAUUGAGCGAGUGA
Pelobates cultripes (western spadefoot toad) is the source of this 369-nucleotide messenger RNA. NCBI's taxonomy places the organism in Eukaryota, Metazoa, Chordata, Amphibia, Anura, Pelobatidae. The record is from the annotation of a GenBank genome assembly.